Messenger RNA from Oryzias latipes (Japanese medaka), 2974 nucleotides. RefSeq names its product nucleoporin 42 (gene nup42). The record is from RefSeq and is a predicted model, not a curated record. Gene Ontology annotation, molecular function: metal ion binding. Lineage: Eukaryota; Metazoa; Chordata; Actinopteri; Beloniformes; Adrianichthyidae.
GAAGCGAGGACGUAAAUAUUGUGCGACGAGCUUCACUUGCCGUAAAUAACACUACCGAGCUCCGCUGUGUUUGGGGCAAGUUGGACGACAGAAAACAGUGUUAAACAUGGUAGUUUGUAAUUUUUUCCUUCAGGGCAGGUGUCGAUACGGGGAAAAAUGCUGGAAUGAGCAUCCGAGGGGUGGAGGUCGAGGAGGUGGCGGUCAGCAGCAGCCUAGAGGAGAACAUGGAGGGUUUGGAAACAGAGUUUGGGUCAAUCCCUCCCAACAAAAAGGAGGUUACAUCCAACCUUCCUAUUUCUCCUCCCACGGGAGAAACGACUGGGGUGGAGGAGGAGGUGGCGGCGGCGGCAGCGGUGGAGGAGGUGGAGGGAGACGAGACCAUGUGAAAAGCUCCGAAUUCUCCUUCUCCACUCAGAACCGAUUUGCAUCGCUGGAUACCUCUAAAAGCUUCGUUGACAGGGGAGGAAGAGGAGGAACAGCUGCAGAGGAGGAUGACAGUAAAAAACUGGAGAUGAUCCAGAUGGACAUGGAUGUCUGGGAGAGUUCGGGGCAGUGGGGCUUCUCCUGUUAUUCCAUCGCCAAAGUAUCUUUAUCAGGCUUCACGGAUCUCUCUCCUGAGGAGCUCAGGCUGGAGUACUACUCCAAAAGAGCAUCAGGGGACCUGCAGACUUAUAUAAACGGUGUCAAUCAGUUGCUGAGUCAGCGGAAAAACAGAAUCCAGGAGCUGAAGAGCAUGAAUCCCAGCACGCGAGCUGCACUGCUUGCAGAGUUGAACGGCGCGGGACCUCAGGGGUCUGCAGGAGGCUUCGGGGCCCCCGCUGAGUUUGGAUCUUCUACGCCCGGCUUUGGAGGCAAAGGUUUCGGUUCACCUGCUCCUGCCCAGACCGGCAGCUUUGGCAUUCCUGAAAAGCGCCCAGAAUUUGGGUUGAUAUCGGCGGCGGCCACCCCGGCAGGGUUCGGCAGCCCCUUCGGAUCUCCAUCACAGCCUCCUUCUGGCUUUGGCGCUCCUGCCGGACCUUCAGCUUCGAACUUCUCCUUCGCUCCACCCUCUGACAAACCAGCAGGAGCUCCAGGAUUCGGAUCCGCCUCUGCGUUGGGCUUAUUUCCAGCCGGAUUUGGCGGGAUGGAUGGCGCCGGAGCCACCGCCACCACUGCAGCUGGUGGAAGUAGCGCGUUUCCACAAACGAGCGGAGGAUUUGGGGCGGCUUCAGCCGCUGCAGGAGCUGGAGCUCAGUCGGACAGCCUGUUUUCAUCUGAGAGCCAGCUGACUCAGGAGGAGCUGGAGCAGUUCAAAGCUAAGAGAUUCACUCUUGGUCAGAUUCCUCUCAAGCCCCCCCCAGCAAACCUGUUAGUGCUAUGAUGGGUGGAAGGAAGUCAAUAAAAUGUUUGAAAAGGAACUUUACAGGAAAAGAAGGAUGUGGAGAGGCUUUUAUUUUUUAAUGAAAACUUCCUUUUGUUCUGGACAGUUUUCCUGAAAUCCUCAAUUUUUAUUUUGGUUUUAUGUAUUAUUAUUAUUUUCUUUUUACCAAUUAUGAGCAUCAUAGUGUUUUUUUUUUAAAUCAAGUUCCAGUCCCCCUACUUACUGAUAUACAGUUACAAUCUUAGAAGUCUCUUAAAAAAAAUUUUUCUUUGUAAAAAAACACAAUCCAUCCAUAAGUUGUGUUUUUGUUAGUGGAUUAUUAUUUGUGCUUUAAAAAACCACCUUUUUAAGAGAAGAUUGUCAUUGGACAUAUCGGUCAGUAGGGGGAGUGGGACUUGAUUUAUGUUUAAAACCUAUUUUCUCAAAAUAUAAGAAAAUCAAGAGUUUUUUACACAAGCACAGAAACUAAGACUAAGUGAGACGUUCAGGGUAAGUUUCUUUGUUGGGCUCAGUGACAGCUGGGGUUUGGGUGAAUUCAUCUGGAGCUGAAUGCUCGUCCGGGUCCAAACAUUGUAGGUCGCAGGACAUCAGCUUUGAUCUACAGCGUGCUAUUUAUCCAGGAACCUCCCACCAGCCCGUGCUGGAAGACAUAAUUCAUCUGCAGUGUUUUAUGGAAGUGACGUCUGUGAAAGCUCAAUUUUUUUAUAUUUUCACUACAUUUAAGUCCAUAAAAAAAAUCUCUUUUUCUGCAUUUCAGAUGUUUGUGUUUCUUGGAGUCCAGUUGGAUGUAUAUUUUAUAGAGGACAGAUGUUUUGAAUAUACAAUUCUGUCAUUUGAAAUCAGCAUUGUAGCUUUCGGUGCUGCAGUUUUACAGACUGAGCUGAUUCAGCCCUCUGGAUCACAUGGAGGCCGUUUGUGUGUAGGGACCCUGUAUUUGGAAACCUGUGUCUUAAUGCUCUGUUUGCACUAGAAGCUGGAGCUUAUGGCGGCGGCGGCGCUCUCCUGUGGCUUUCCUUUUCUUCAGGAUGGUUCUGAAUCUGGACUUAUGCGAUCAAAGCUUGCUGCACUCCAGCCUCCUUUCUCCACAGAACAAGGGUUGGUAAUUGGAAGAAUGAAUCCUGAGGAAGAAUUGAUUAUGUCCUGUAGCAGAAGUCAGCCUGUAGGGAAAGCGUGGAUCGAUCCACACGGUGUGAUUCAUGCCGUAUGAGUGGCCGGCUUUGUAAGGGGCUCGGCUGCACAUGUAUGUGUUUCAGCUGCAAACAUGUUUUAUCAGGCGACGCUCUUGAUCUGUUUCUGGGUUCAGAGUGCUGUGGUAAUUUAGAGCAGUCCAACUCCGAUCAUCCUUUUUCAAAGGGAUCCCAGUGGAUUUAUUUGAAUGAUUAGACUGUUUUUAGUCAAAAUAAAAAAACCUGCAUUGUUUUCUAGGACAUAGUUUCUGUAGAGCGGCAGGAGUUCAUGAGAAAUUCCCCUCUUUUUCCCCAACAGUUGGGGUGUGGAGCAACCCCACCCUCCCUUCCCCUCCCUAUGGCUGAGAGCUCUCUGUUUACACUCUCUCCUGCUAGCUUACAGCCCCUCGCAUACCCAAACCUAAUAUUAGCGAUACAAAAAAAAAAA